Exophiala dermatitidis NIH/UT8656 is the source of this 3036-nucleotide messenger RNA. RefSeq lists its product as uncharacterized. The coding region runs from base 1 to 3036 and encodes 1011 amino acids. The transcript is spliced from 4 exons. Gene Ontology annotation, cellular component: plasma membrane; cytoplasm. Gene Ontology annotation, molecular function: GTPase activator activity; myosin II binding; syntaxin binding. The record is from RefSeq and is a predicted model, not a curated record. Gene Ontology annotation, biological process: regulation of protein secretion; establishment of cell polarity; regulation of exocytosis. NCBI's taxonomy places the organism in Eukaryota, Fungi, Ascomycota, Eurotiomycetes, Chaetothyriales, Herpotrichiellaceae.
AUGGCCCACUUCCUUCGCGGAAAGCAGGUCGGGGUCCAGAACGACAUCUCGGUCGGAAUCUCUCAGGAUGUCUUCAUGGUAGACGAUUUCGCCCGCUACGGCAUUAAUUCUCAGAUCUCUGUCCUUGCCUACGAUCCCGUCCAGUCCCUCCUCGCGGUCGGCACAAACGAAUCCCAGUUCGGUCCUGGCCUUGUCUACGUCUUCGGGCAGAAACGAGUCUGCGUGACUUUUAGACCUCCGCGGCCGUCCUCGAUCAGAGCGUUGCAAUUCUGCGCCGACAAACUCAUUGUGUUGGAUAGCAAGAACGAUGUCAGCAUCUUCAGCCUCGACACGAAACAAAUGGUGACAAACUAUGCCCCGCCUGGCCAUGUCACCGCCAUACUCUCAGACCCUAGCCUUGACUAUUGCUUUACGGCCUUGCAAAAUGGCGAGAUUGUUGCAUAUGACCUGGACCGUGAGAGUAUCACUCCGUUCAAGAUUCCCAACCUCUGGCGGGAGCGGAAUCCGAGAGCCCGCAUCCUUCCCGUUGUUUGUAUGCAGUUCCAUCCCAAGGAUAUCGGCACCCUGCUCAUUGGCUACACCGAAGGAGCCGUGGUGUACUCGUUCAAACAGAACAAGGCCACCAAGUUCUUCCAGUACGAGAUCCCUAGAGGGGCUCGAGGGGGAGACGGGGAUGCCGCUGCCACCUCCCAAGCAAGACACCCACGGCUCACGCACUGUCUCUGGCAUCCCACCGGCACGUUCAUCUUAACCGCACAUGAUGACUCGAGCUUGGUCUUCUGGGAUCCCCGCGACGGGAGAAUCAUCCAUGCCAGAACCAUCGACGACACAGACAUCAAUGUACCAGGACGACCACCGCCUCGACCAGCUUCUCGCGAUGGAGCACCGCCACCUAUCUCUGUGAAGCAGCCUUAUAUCAACAUUGCCUGGUGUUCGAAAGCGAACGCCGACGACACGGGCCUCCUGAUAGCCGGGGGCACAUCCACCACCAAUCUUGCCAGAGGACUGACUUUCAUCGACCUGGGACCAACUCCAGUCUAUCAAACAUCAACCUGGGACUCGCUCGCAAUACAUUUUCGAAACCCCAAGAGAACGCAAAUCCUUCCCACCCCACCCACUGCCGACAUAGCAACAUUCAUCCUUGUGCCCCGUUCGUCUCCUUAUUAUGCAGGCUCUCAUGAUCCCAUUGCGGUUUUGACCGUCUUGUCUUCUGGAGAAAUGCUCACACUGAGUUUCCCUUCUGGCCAUCCCAUCACGCCCACCAAUCAGCUCCACGUAUCCCUUACGUUUGUCCAUCCUUUUGUCACGAAACUUGCAUUGGCUUUUGUGGAUCGGACGAGAUGGUUAGGCAUGAGGGAGAUCCGUCAACAUGGGCCGAGUCUUCUCAUCGGCGGCGCCGAGGGCGCCCGACCUCUAAAAAGAUUCGAAAACCGAAACAUUGUCCAAGCGGCGCAUGCCGACGGGACACUACGGGUGUGGGACGCCGGGCACGGCGAUGUCAUAGAGAAUCCGGGCGUGCUUCAGGUCGACCUGGCGAGAGCAGUCGGUCGAUGGGACCAGUUGGAGGUUUCGGAAGUGAGCAUGUCAGGUGCUGCAGGAGAACUGUCGGUUGGCUUGAGAACCGGCGAAGUGGUGAUAUUUCGACUCAACCGGAAUCAGUUUGCCGGCCAACCUCCUUCGGAUGUCGUAGCUAAUGAAGGACCGGGGAAAAUGACCGAUAUCACGAGACGGGCAGAUCCAGGGUUGAAAGAGGGUCUUCUCCCACUGACCAUGACAAAUGACCAGCAGGGACCUGUGGCCGCUUUGCGGCAUUCGGACGUUGGCUUCGUGGCGGCCGGAUACGCUGGAGGAGGGGUGACUCUCAUCGAUCUUCGCGGACCGGCCAUCAUCCACACUGUGAUCCUGAACGAAUUGGUUGGCGAUAAGCAUCAUCGCAAGGGCGGUAUCAGACGAUCGACCUCAUCGACGCCAUCUACAGAAUAUGCCACGGCGAUCGAAUUUGGCAUUAUGACUCUUGAGGGCGACGACUAUUCCUCUCUCGCGGUAUAUGUGGGCACCUCGCGCGGACGAGUUGCGACAUUCAAGAUCAUCCCGUCUUCAUCCGGUCGAUAUACGGCUCAACUUGCCGGGGUGACUUCACUAUCCAACGAGCGGGUGGUGUCUAUCUCGCCCAUCGAUGCACAUACAGGGUCUCCCGCCGCGGCCACCGGCCAAGCGAUGGCGGGACUUGCCAGCGGCCGCAAAAUCGACGGCGUGUUGGUCGUCGCGACCGUGUCGUCAGCCCACAUAUUCCGGCCGGCGCAACAUUCGAAAACAACAUCAAAGUCCUUCGAGCACUACCUGUGUGAUUCGGCGAGGGUGGCGCGCUACGAAGACCGCGGAUACGCGCUGGUAGGACUGUUCGGGGACGGGAUGGCGCGGGCGUUCUCAAUCCCAUCUCUCAAAGAGGUGGCGCACGCUCGCGUCAACCAUGUUUUCGACACCAAGCGGUUCGCCGACGCCCUGAUCACGCCCACAGGUGAUGUCCUGGGCUGGGUUGGGCCCAGCGAAGUCGCAAUGGUCAACGUCUUCGGCGCCGGCUUGGCCCUCCCACAAAGUCCCGACCGUCUUUACGAUCCCGCCAAACUGGUCCCGCCGCGUCCCACCAUCAGUAAUCUACAGUGGAUCGCCGGCACCCAAUAUAUCACGCCCUCGGACAUGGACGUUUUGAUCGGCGGGCCUGAUCGGCCCCCUUCGAAGCGCAUGGUCGCUGAGAUGCGCGCCGCUCAGGAAGCAGAGUUUCAGCGCCAACGCGAGGCUGCGCGGACCGGUCGGACUGCCGCAAAAGACGACAGGGCUGGCACAAGUCAGGAAAGUUACUGGGAUUACAUGUCCCGCCAGCUCGCUGAGCGCACAGAGGCCCUCGGUCUGGCUGGCGACAAUAUGGACCGCGCCGCAGAGGCCAGCUCCUCUUGGAGCGAGGGCGUCAGUAACUUUGUCGCAAAGCAGAAACGCCAGGCUGCCCUGGGGUAUCUGGGUUCCAAAUUUGGGUUUUGA